UGCCAUAAAAACAUUAAUGUGAAGUGGGUAAAGAUUUUGAUUCAAUACCGGUUUAACGUGUAAAAUAAAUCUAGUAACAAUGAACAAGAAAUAAUCCAAACAGCUCCUCGGUCUGCGAACCGCUACUCCCAAUUGGAGUAAAGCCCGGCCCACUACUCAAAUACCCUCCCUCUCUUGUCAUUGUUGAAAAACCCUCACUUCUACAGUCUGCGUAAAACUCACGCCUCCUUUCACCUCCUUAGAACAGUCAAAAACCAACAUUUCGUCCUCUCGCUCUAACUUCCAUACCCUCUUUUUAUAAAAACCGUAAAUCCCAAAUAUUUUUCAUCUAUCAAAAUAGCCCUAAACGCCUCACUCUAGAAAAGCAAUUAUGGCAAGCAAAGAGCCCGUACACGAGCACAGAGAAGACGAAGAGGCCCCCGCCGCCGAGGAUGAAGACACUGGAGCUCAAGUCGCACCUAUCGUCAAGCUCGAGGAAGUCGCUGUCAGCACCGGCGAGGAAAAUGAAGAUCCGAUACUCGAUCUGAAGUCGAAGCUGUACCGAUUUGAUAAAAACGGGAAUCAAUGGAAAGAGAGAGGCGCUGGUACUGUGAAGCUGUUGAAGCACAAAGAGACUGGAAAAGUUCGCCUUGUUAUGAGGCAAUCUAAGACUCUCAAGAUCUGCGCCAAUCAUCUCGUGUUGCCGACGAUGACAGUGCAGGAGCACGCAGGGAAUGAUAAAUCGUGCCUAUGGCAUGCUUCUGACUUUGCAGACGGUGAAUUGAAAGAUGAACUUUUCUGCAUUCGUUUUGCGUCAGUGGAAAAUUGCAAAACCUUUAUGGAAAUUUUCCAAGAAGUUGCUGAAUCACAAAAACCAAAAGAGGAAAAUAAAGAUGCAUCUGCUACUGCCACUCAACUUGAGAAGUUGAGUGUUGAGGAAAAGAAAACUGAGGAUAAAGCUGGAGAGGAUGAGGCUGUUGCAGCAAAGGAAACAAAGAACGAUACAGAGAAGAAAGAUGAGGAGCCAGCUUCUUCAACUUAAAAAGGGGUUGGGUUUGUUUUCCAUGCCAUAUGCUUUUGGCGAAUAUGAUGAGAUUAGUCACCUGAUCUCACCUCCCAACCUAUGUCUUGCAUAUUCCUGCGGAUGAAACUAGAAGGGUCUGGAAGGGUCGAGGUCCGUUGUGUCCUUAGGUUUGAGUGUUUGUCGAGGUUUGGUCAAACCCUGAGUCAUGUCAGUCAUGUUUGCAUGUUGAGAGUUGUGUUUCGCGGUUUGAGCACUGUCAAGGAGGGUUCAUUCAAUCAGGUUUUCCCCAGCGUUGCUACUAUGUCGAAAUUUUCUUACUGCUCAGUCCACUGCAUUGAAAGGGUAUUUGAUAUAGACAAUUUAUUUUUGUUGGAUUUAAUUAUUUGAAUUUUGUAUGUCUAUUAGAAAGUUUCGGUGAAAAGAAAUUCGGUUUGCUAGAAGUGGCUAGAAGGUAGAUGCUAGUUUUAACCAAACUGUUCUAUUCUAUGGAUUUAAGAAAUCAUAAAGGAAAAACCCCAAAAAUUUUAAUUAAAGCAAAUCUCUCCUUAUUUUCUUGGAUGAUUCAUUC
This is a messenger RNA of Durio zibethinus, 1571 nucleotides long. RefSeq names its product ran-binding protein 1 homolog a-like. Gene Ontology annotation, biological process: nucleocytoplasmic transport. Lineage: Eukaryota; Viridiplantae; Streptophyta; Magnoliopsida; Malvales; Malvaceae. The record is from RefSeq and is a predicted model, not a curated record. Gene Ontology annotation, cellular component: nuclear pore; cytoplasm. Gene Ontology annotation, molecular function: GTPase activator activity.